UUGUUCCUUAUUUUGAUUUCUUGCUUACUUUUCUCUGAUACGAAACUAAAAGUGUUUAAAUCUACGAAACGGCGUCUGCAUUUUUUUUUUAAUGAAUGGAAAUUACAAGACCAAUGGCGGCAAGCAGCAGUUGACAUUUUGUUGCCUUCUUUUUUUCUUGCCGGUUCCGGGAUUAUUUUUGUGGCUGUAUUUUUGGAAUGGUGUAUUGAGUGGUAUAAUUUUAUACCCUUAUUUGUUUUUGUCCAGAUGGCAUCCUCCAGACAGAUUCAGGUGAUGAAGCUGAGGGUGAUGGAAAAGUUAGAUGACAUCUUCUCACAACAAAAAACCAUUAUUGCAACUAUUAAUACUAUGUCCUCUCAGGUAAAGAAGAAGGCCGAUAGACUUUUAAAAUCUGUGAGUAAUGAAGUAACUGUAUCCGAUUUUGUGAAUGUUCUGCAGGAUUUGGAAAGAUGCUUCAACAAUUUGAUUGCCAUUGCGGCUACAACGGAAGAUCUUUUUACUUUCAAUGCACCAAACUCAAAUUCUUUCUGCAAAAGCAAGAAUGUUCCAACACAAAAUUCUUUAUCUGAAUACCAAGUAAAAUGGUCAAACCAAGAAAUCUCAGAAUUUCAUGCACCUCAAAGAGCUUCUGCAUUCAUCAAUUCUUCUUUCUUUCUUCCUUUUUCUUUCUUUCUUCUUCCUUUUUCUUUCUUUCUUCUUCUUCCUUUUUCUUUCUUUCUUCUUCUUCCUUUUUCUUCCUUUUCUUCUUUUUCUUUUUCUUCUUCUUCUUCCUUUUUCUUUCUUUCUUCUUCUUCUUCCUUUUUCUUUCUUUUCUUUCUUCUUCUUCUUCCUUUUCUUUUCUUCCUUUUCUUCUUCUUCUUCUUCCUUUUCUUUCUUUCUUCUUCUUCUUCCUUUUUCUUUCUUUCUUCUUCUUCUUCCUUUUCUUUCUUUCUUUCUUCUUCUUUCUUUCUUCUUCUUUUCUUUCUUUCUUCUUCUUCCUUUUUCUUUCUUUCUUCUUCUUCUUCCUUUUCUUUCUUUCUUCUUCUUCUUCCUUUUCUUUCUUUCUUCUUCUUCUUUCUUUUUCUUUUCUUUCUUCUUCUUCUUCUUUUCUUUUUUUCUUUCUUCUUCUUCUUCCUUUUCUUUCUUUCUUCUUCUUCUUCUUCCUUUUUUCUUUCUUUCUUCUUCUUCUUCCUUUUUUCUUUCUUUCUUCUUCUUCUUCCUUUUUCUUUCUUCUUUCUUCUUCUUCUUCCUUUUUUCUUUUCUUUCUUCUUCUUCUUCCUUUUCUUUCUUUCUUCUUCUUCUUCCUUUUUUUCUUUCUUUUCUUCUUCUUUUCUUUCUUUCUUCUUCUUCUUUUUUCUUUCUUUCUUCUUCUUCUUUUUCCUUUUUCUUCUUCUUUCUUCUUCUUUCUUCCUUUUCCUUUUUUCUUUUCUUCUUCUUCUUCCUUUUCUUUCUUUCUUCUUCUUCUUCCUUUUCUUUCUUUCUUCUUCUUCUUCCUUUUCUUUCUUUCUUCUUCUUCUUCUUUUCUUUUUUCUUUUUCUUUUCUUCUUCUUCUUCCUUUUUUUCUUUCUUUCUUCUUCUUCCCUUUUCUUUCUUUCUUCUUCUCUCGUCUUCAUUUUCUUUCUUUCUUCUUUUCUCGUCUUCAUUUUCUUUCUUUCUUCUUCUUCUUUUCCUUUUCUUUCUUCUUCUUCUUCCUUUUCUUUCUUUCUUCUUCUUCUUCCUUUUCUUUUCUUUCUUUCUUCUUCUUCUUCUUCUUCCUUUUUUUCUUUCUUUUCCUUUUUCUUCUUCUUCCUUUUUCUUUCUUUCUUCUUCUUCUUCCUUUUUCUUUCUUUCUUCUUCUUCUUCCUUUUUCUUUCUUUCUUCUUCUUCUUCCUUUUUCUUUCUUUCUUCUUCUUCUUCCUUUUUCUUUCUUUCUUCUUCUUCUUCCUUUUUCUUUCUUUCUUCUUCUUCUUUUUUUCUUUCUUUCUUCUUCUUCUUUUUUUCUUUCUUUCUUCUUCUUCUUUUUUUCUUUCUUUCUUCUUCUUCUUCCUUUUCUUUCUUUCUUCUUCUUCUUUUUUCUUUCUUUCUUCUUCUUCUUCCUUUUUUCUUCUUCUUCUUCUUCCUUUUCUUUCUUUCUUCUUCUUCUUCCUUUUUUUCUUUCUUCUUCUUCUUCUUCCUUUUUCUUUCUUUUCUUCUUUUCCUUUUCUUUCUUUCUUCUUCUUUUUUUUCUUUCUUUUUUCUUCUUCCUUUUUCUUUCUUUCUUUCUUUCUUCUUCCUCCUUUUUCUUUCUUUUUCUUUCUUUUUCUUUCUUUCCUCUGCUUUAUUACUUCUAAAUAUAACCUUAAUGUUGUUUAUGGAAUUGCUUGUCCAUAUGUUGGAAUGACUUGCAUUGCCCCUUUUACGGAUGGUUCCUAUUACAGAGCUCGUGUGCUCAGUGUAUUAGAAACCCAGAAUCCAGACCAUACUUUAGACACCAAAGUGAAUGUGUUAUAUGUUGACUAUGGCAAUAUGGAUGUUAUUCCAAGCACUUCUCUCAUCAAAAUGCCUAAAAGUUUGGCUAAGUUCCCAACUCAAGCCAUAUGCUGUUCACUGGCCAAAGUGAUGCCUCAUGAAAUUGAUGAUGACUGGUCCGCUUGCUCUUCUGAGGCAUUUCACAAUAUGGUGUACUGCAAAGACUUUGUGUGCAACCCUGUCUAUGGGGAUAAUUUUAUACCUCAGAUUGUUGAUCUAUACUUACUGGAAUCAACAUCACCGAUGACCCUUGAAGACUUACAAACUAGGCAGGAAAAUAAAAUCUAUUCACUGCCUCAGCCAUAUUCCAAAAUGCCAGCAUUGGCACGGCAUUGUGCUCUUGCGUAUGUGCAACCAGAGGGGCCUGCCUGGCCUGAUGAAGCCAAGACAGCAUUUAAAAACAUGAUAAAGGUCAAGGAAACUUACUUCAUCAAGAUGGUUGAUGGCAGCUCACCACUGGACAUACCCAGUCUUGAAAAUUACAAGAAAGCCCCUGUGGAAGUGCUGAUGACUAAUUGUUAUGGAUCUACAGGAAAUGGAUCUGCUAAUGCUGAAAAUGAAAAGACAGAAAUUUGCUUGAAUUAUGAACUAAUAGAGAUGAAGCAUGCUGACCUUGAUGUAGACAGUUUUAAAAAUACGUGUUUUGUUAAUUGGGAUCCAAUGUUAGAGGAUUUUGAUUCCCGCCGAAACUGUUAUGAAAUGAAUAUUGAUGAUGCCGAAAUAGCUGCUGUUGGGUUUAAAGUGAAAGAUGAAAUGAAGAUCUGCAAGUUUUUUCGUGAUGGUCGAAAAUGUUGGUUAGGGAAAAAUUGUCCUUAUAAACAUAUCCACUUGGAGAAAGAUUGUCUUACUACUGAUAAACGAGAGACUGUGUGCGAUGUUGGUCUUCUUGGACAAAUUGAACUUCCUCUUGUCAGAUCUUUGGUUGGCAUAGAAGUAAGUGCCAUCAGCAGUCCAGUGCAAUUCUAUGUUAUAUUUCCAUGGGGCACAGAAUCGAUCAAGAAUCUAAACAGUAUGCCAGUUUGUCCAAAUAAAGAAGAAACAUUACCAGAUCUUCAAGAAAGCCUUCAAGAAUACUAUAAGAAAUUACGUCCUCGUGCUGAAGAAAAUCUACUUUGGACAAUUGGUGAGUUGGUAGUGGCUCGGGCACCUGCAGAUGAACAGUGGUAUCGUGCACGUAUCACUGAAGUGAAUGACACCUCAAAUGCAGUCAAGGUGUUUUUUGUUGAUUUUGGUAAUGUUCAGUGGAUUCCUGAGAAACACAUUCAACCUAUCCAACCACAGUUUAUCCAUCUUCCUCAUCAAGCAGUUGAAUGUUGCCUUGAUGGAAUUGCUUCAACCUCUACUGAUGGUCUGUGGACCCAGGAAGCUAGAGAUUAUUUUCUAGAACUUGUUGAUGACGUAGUUCUGGUGGCCCGUGUGAAUAGCAUAAUAUCCAAGCGUUUGUAUAUCGACCUUUACAACACUUCCAAAGAAGAGGACCAAAAUAUUGCUGAGGAAUUAGUGAGAGUUGGUGUUGCCCGUAAGAUCAGCCCUAAAGCCAAGCCUUCCAAAAAGAAAUCCCCAGUGAAAAUCACUGGACAACCUGAAAGCACAAAAAAUGUUUUGCUCACCCCUGGAUAA
Molecule: messenger RNA, 4086 nt
Organism: Acanthosepion pharaonis
Lineage: Eukaryota; Metazoa; Mollusca; Cephalopoda; Sepiida; Sepiidae
Source: the annotation of a GenBank genome assembly